CCGGUCCGAACAUUCGCCUUUCCGAGUCGGCAGCUCGGAUCAUCACUGCUUACCACCAUGCAUGAUUCAAGCACCCAGCUUCCCUUCGAGCUCGUCGAGAUUAUCAUCUCCGAGUUUUGGUUUUCUGAGCACGCUUCAGAGGACCGUAUAUUAUUUAUGACUGCGUGCCCCCUUAUCAGCCGCCUCUGGAGGGACGUAUAUGCAUAUAUUACUUCUCGAGACAUCUACAUUCCAACAGUUCCCUAUCUUCUGUAUCUCAGCUCUGUUAUUCGCUUCAAACGGUCUAAAAUCUACCACCAUUUUCUCCCAGAAUCUACCCUUACCAUGACCUGCUAUGUCGAUCUCACCGAAACAGACAAGGACACCGCCAUGCACCCAUACUCAGUCUUCUGCAGCAUGCCCAGUUAUAUCGGAUUUCGCAAAUGUUUCCCCAACAUGAAACACAUCCACCUCAAAAUCAGUUUUCGCAUUAGAUCUGAUCGGUAUCCCUCCUUAUAUCGUGGCCAACUCAUCCGAACUCGACUUUCCAUCGGGCUCGAUAAAGCGGCGGCACUUAGUAUUUUACCAGUGGAUUGGUGCAUAGCUGCCAGUGAUGCCCCAGAUAUCGAUGAAGUUGAUUUCAACAAUAUUCGCAAUACAUGGGGGGGAUUCCUUAUGGAUAUCACCCACGACAUGAUCCAAUGGCGUUGGGAGUUAGGUAACAUAUAUGGUUGGGGCUCCUGUAGCCCCGCGAUGAGAGGUUCAACAUGUUGUGAGGGGGUUCGUCGUUUCCAAAAUCGCAACUAUUGUCCAGAACGAAAAGGUGACCUAUGGGACAUCAAUUAUCUGUUCUCGAAAGCAGCCAGAAAGCCUAUGAAUUUCAAGACCUUUUUUUCGGGAAUAUAUGAGGAUCUGUAUUGGGGCUUCAAUUCUCACAUUGGGUGCGAGAUCCGCGUGUGGAUAAACAUCUUAGCAGUCGGUCAUGGUGGGCGCUUACAAGACACUAAAACCCGCACCUGGGUGAACCGCAACACUAUGGCCUUAGUAAUAGGAUAACAAACGAAGAGUAUUGUGUCUAUAUUCGUUCAUUUCACAGUAUUCACCUAUAAUUCUAGUAGUGCAUGCCAACACAUUUCAUAUUUUCACCGCCAAAAGGGCACCGUUCCUGCAUA
Molecule: messenger RNA, 1151 nt
Organism: Desarmillaria tabescens
Lineage: Eukaryota; Fungi; Basidiomycota; Agaricomycetes; Agaricales; Physalacriaceae
Exons: 2
Coding region: 58-1035 (325 amino acids)
Source: RefSeq, a predicted model, not a curated record